Durio zibethinus is the source of this 1363-nucleotide messenger RNA. Its product is annotated as receptor-interacting protein. The record is from RefSeq and is a predicted model, not a curated record. NCBI's taxonomy places the organism in Eukaryota, Viridiplantae, Streptophyta, Magnoliopsida, Malvales, Malvaceae.
UAAUCCGUGGUUUUUUUUGAUAAAAAAAAUUGCUUCUAUACUUUUAUUAAUGACAAAAAAGAAAAUAGUUUUAUUAAUGAAUGUAAAUAUCUGUGUAGUGAUUAGUCGGGCUUUGUUAUAUAGUAAUCCAUAGAAUUAUAAUACAUGAUUAAAAUUAAAAAUACAACAAAUAUUAAGGUCUUUAUAAAUGACGAUAUUUAUUUAUCCUAUCUUAUCCCUAUCGUAUUAGGGCUUCUUGUCCUUUUAUUUUUCUUUUAAAGAUUAAUUACAAUUACAAUUACACCUCAUGCCUGACAAGCAUGAUACAAACAAACACCAUCCGCAUACAUGCUUAUCCAUUAAAUAAAUUCGAGCAAGAUAUGAUCAAAGGUUUUAACCCAACCCAUUUUCUGGCCCUUUUUUAUUUUCCCAUUGACCCAGAAGGCCGGAGCCCAUGUAUCUAAAUCUAUACAACAUGCUAAUUUGCUCGGAUAGCGCCAGGCUCCCAUUUCCAUCUCCAUCUCCACCACUCAAACGUACAAGGCUUGCUUCAAACUAGGUGAUAAUUGAAAACCUUCUUUGCUUCUCAAUGUCCUUCCAGCUUCGGUAAUAUUGAGGCUCCAAUUCUUCUUGUGAUCUUCUUUUGUUUGAAAAUAUAAACAGAAAGUAUGAUUUUACACUUACCUUCUAUAACCCUUUAUCAAACCCCACUGCUAUCCAAUCCUAGAAAGCUUCAAAAACUAGCUGAUACACAAAACUCUUUUUCACCAGGCAACAAGUUGUUUAUUAAAAGAAAGCUUGUCAUAAGAGGAUGUGGUAGUAGCCAAGGUGAAGGAGAGAAGAAAGCAGAAAGGAGAAGUUUCCUGUCUCUAGAAGAAGCAGGUUUGGUUGAAAUAUCUGGAUUAAGCACUCAUGAGAGGUUCCUAUGUCGAUUAACCAUAUCAUCCUUAAAUUUACUAAGAGUGAUAUCAGAGCAAGAAGGAUGUUCAAUUGAGGAGCUGAAUGCUGGAAGGUUAUGUGACUGGUUUGUGAAAGAUAAACUGAGAAGAGAACAAAAUUUAGAUUCUGCUGUCCUUCAAUGGGAUGAGUCCGAAUUCCCAAUCUGAGCUUCUGUUUCCUACAAAAAAAGAGGGUUGGAGAAUCUGGAAGUUCUGAUCCUGCUCUUGGAUAAUAAUCAACAAAGUUAUUUCAUAAUUGUCCUUUAGUAUCAAGCUCUAUCAGGAUUGUGUUUGAGUUUUGGUCUAGGAUAACGAAAUUUUAGAGGUCAAUUUUCAUUUCAAGUGUUUCUAAUCUCUUAGAAUUUACCCGGUAGUUUGUAAUAAAGCAUUUUUUUUUUUUGGCUGAACGAGUGUGGGUCAAUUGCUUUUCUUUUUUAUUUACUAUA